Messenger RNA from Pelagomonas calceolata, 1522 nucleotides. Lineage: Eukaryota; Pelagophyceae; Pelagomonadales; Pelagomonadaceae. The record is from the annotation of a GenBank genome assembly.
AAGAUGGAUUGGUGCCACCAAGAAUACGCUUGGCUAGUGCUCGGCUGGAGUCACGGCGUGAUCGUCGGUAAAAGGGCUCUGGGACUACACGCCGUAGCCCCCCGCACAACCCAGAGGCGCGGCCCGCUGCGGCCCCACGCCUAAACCAACUUCCCCAGCGCGCGAACACGGGCGCGCUGGGGCUCGCGACCGAGGAUAAGCGUUAUCCUCAAGUGUAUGGCUUCGGGAGGCUUGAGCCCCGAGGUCGCGGCCCGCUUCGCCGCGGCCGAAGAAAAUGAAGCAGGAGGAACUUGGGAAGUGGCCCCCCACAAGGAGACGCCGACCAAGAGCCUAGGCGCGCAAAAACUAUUGAGCCUCUUCGACGAGCCCGAGGAUCUCAAGGCUGAGCCGGAGCCGGCGAUCCCCCUCGAGUUCCAGGGCGAGGACCUCAAGGCGGAGCAGCCGGCGCCGCGGGCGGCGAGCGCGUACCGCCCGGCGCUCGCGCUCUGGGCGCUCGCGGGUUUCACCGCGCUGACGAGCGCGGCGGCCUUUAUGUGCGGCCGCCGCGGCGGCGCCAAGGCCGUGUGCGGCCAGCGCAUGGUCACGGUGCCGCGCGGCCGCGCGCGGCGCCGCGUGCUGCUCGGCGACGACGACGACGCCAAGGGCCUCGUGGUGGCGCCGCCGCCGGCGCGCGAGCUCUUCUUCCACAAGGUGCUGCGCCACCAGGACCCGGCCAUGGACCCCGCCGACGCCGUCGCCGUCGUCGCCGCUUUACAAGCGAGAGGCGGCCGCCUCGCCGAGGCGGCGUCGGUGCCCGAGGCCGAGCGCGAGGAGGCGCUGGCCUCCUUCGAGAAGGACUACGGCGCGGCGUCGCGCGCGCACGUGCUGGACGUGCGCGCGCACGUCCUCGGCCGCGUCGCGGGCGCGCUCGACGCGCAGCCGGACCUCGACCUCGUCGACGCCGUCGAGGCGGGCGCGGCCGGCGGCGCGUACGAGCACGCCUACGAGCGCGCGGACGUGGAAGCCGGGCCCGUCGCGACGGCGGGCGGCUUCCUGCUGAACCUGCGCGCGCACGUCAUGCGCGGCGCCGACGGCCUGCUCCACCAGAACCCGGCCAUGGACGUCGAGGACGUCCUGGCCGUCAAGGCCCGCGCCAAGCAGGCCAAGCUCGCGGCGCGCGGCGUCGGCGUGCGCCGCUGAGGCCCCGCUCCGCGAGCAGCGGUUCGUGUUUUGUGUUUUCGCGGCCGGAAGACGUCCGGCCCCUUCCCUCGUGCGCUCCGUUUUAGGACGGCAGCCGCAGCCGAACCGCGUUUCCCCUUCCCCUUCGCCCGAACCCCCACUCCCCACUUGUGUACUACCAUCCAAGAAACGUAGUCUCGUUCCGAGUCAAGGUUCGCGACGGCCGGUGAGCGGACGUCGCAGCGACGGCGUCGAGAGGGCAGCGGGCAUGAGGUUGCGGCGUCCGACGUCGCUUCAUCUCUACGGACCGACGGCGUAUGGGGCCAGGUGGCUAGGCGGCCUAGCUCUAAACAAAGCAAAUUAA